AUCCCCCACAGAUCUCUCUUGGCCGUCCACAGGGAAAGAUUAGCACAGUGCUCUCACGGCUCCCCGGUUGGAUUAACUGAAAGUAAACGGAAUUUCACGGAGUUUGCAAUUCAUUUGAAAUCAAAGUUUUUUGCGCAGAAGUCCAAUUGUCAAAGAACGUGGAGAGGAAUUUGCAAAAGAACCUCGCACAACUUGUUGAUUUUCCCUAAAUUCCCCGGAAGUUCCUGAAAAGCAGAAAGGAUGGCUGGACGUGUGGUUGUGUAUGGAGGUCGUGGAGCCCUGGGAAAUGCAUGCGUGCAGCACUUCAAGAAGAACAAUUGGUGGGUGCUGAGCAUCGACAUGGCAGCCAAUGAGACUGCUGAUGCCAAUGUACUGGUUGAGAAGGACGCCACGUGGGUGGAUCAGGAGUCUGCUGUGCUAUCCCAGGUUGGAAGCGCCCUCAGUGACUCCAAGGUGGAUGCUGUGAUUUGCGUAGCCGGUGGAUGGGCCGGUGGGAAUGCAGCUAAGGAUCUUGCCAAGAACAGCGAUCUCAUGUGGCGCCAGAGUGUGUGGACAUCAGCAAUCUCAGCUGCAAUUGGGGCUAACUACCUCAAACCCGGUGGAGUGUUGAGUCUCACUGGAGCUAAACCCGCUUUGGACGGUACUCCCGGGAUGAUUGGCUACGGCAUGGCUAAGGCAGCAGUGCACCAGCUCACAAAAUCCCUCGCAGGCAAAGAUUCGGGACUUCCUGACAAUUCCCUGGUCGUUGCCAUUCUCCCUGUAACCCUCGAUACCCCCAUGAAUCGCAAAUGGAUGCCCAAGGCAGACUUCAGCACCUGGACCCCCCUAGAAUUCGUAGCGGACACCUUCCUGAAGUGGACCAAGGGUGAAGAGCGCCCAACUAGUGGUAGCCUCUUGCAGGUCAUCACUGAAAACUCCGCCACAAAACUCAUUCCCGCCGAAUGAAUUGAUGGGACCAACGAAUCUCCGGCAUUCCGAAGCGCCCCCAAGACAAUAAGUCAUCUCUGAGGAAAAAAAAAUCUUGAAAAAUCUGUGUAACUCCCAUGUGAGAAUAAAAGUGUUAUUGAUGUAGCAAUA
This is a messenger RNA of Lutzomyia longipalpis, 1077 nucleotides long. It is a transcript of the gene Dhpr, whose product is annotated as dihydropteridine reductase. Gene Ontology annotation, biological process: tetrahydrobiopterin biosynthetic process; L-phenylalanine catabolic process. The transcript has 3 exons. Gene Ontology annotation, cellular component: cytoplasm. Gene Ontology annotation, molecular function: 6,7-dihydropteridine reductase activity; NADPH binding; NADH binding. The coding region runs from base 241 to 945 and encodes 234 amino acids. The record is from RefSeq and is a predicted model, not a curated record. NCBI's taxonomy places the organism in Eukaryota, Metazoa, Arthropoda, Insecta, Diptera, Psychodidae.